This is a messenger RNA of Drosophila novamexicana, 3080 nucleotides long. RefSeq names its product mothers against decapentaplegic homolog 4 (gene Med). The coding region runs from base 743 to 3052 and encodes 769 amino acids. The record is from RefSeq and is a predicted model, not a curated record. NCBI's taxonomy places the organism in Eukaryota, Metazoa, Arthropoda, Insecta, Diptera, Drosophilidae. Gene Ontology annotation, molecular function: I-SMAD binding; RNA polymerase II cis-regulatory region sequence-specific DNA binding; DNA-binding transcription factor activity, RNA polymerase II-specific. Gene Ontology annotation, biological process: BMP signaling pathway; transforming growth factor beta receptor signaling pathway; SMAD protein signal transduction. Gene Ontology annotation, cellular component: heteromeric SMAD protein complex. The transcript is spliced from 9 exons.
AGCAAAUUGGGUGGAAAACUGGCUAUGGAUGUACGGAAAAUUAUUAAGUGCAUUUUUGGUGCCGAUUAUUAAAAGCGCUGCAACUAAAAUAAAUUACAAAUAGUGCAAAUAAACAGAAACAAAAUCGCAAACAAAAACAACAGCUCGCUAAUUGUGCGAGAGUGUGUGUGUCUGUGUCUGUUGCUGCUGCUGCCGGACCUUUAGCUAAAGAAGUAGCAAGAGCAGAGGAGCGGAGAGCAAGAGAUAAGAAGAAGAAGCAGCACUCCUAGUCGCAAAGAAAAGCCUUGCUGUUGCCAUAAUUACGGCAGCUUUGUGGGAGUUCAAGUUUAACAGCGCGCGCCUCUGUGUGUGCGUGUGUACGUGUGUGUGUGUGCAAGCAUUUUCAAUGUGUGCGUAACACCCCCAAAGGCGCUCUCUUUGGCACAAACUGUUGUAAAGUUACAACAACAACAACAAUAACAAUAACUGCUGGAAGCAGUAACAAGGGGAGAGAGAGACUGGACGUUCGCUGACUUGCCGUUUGUUUUGUGCGCACAUUCGCGUGCUUCUCUUUGUUUCGGCUGGUCGCUGCGUGUUUUCUUUUUUUUGUUUUUUUUUUUGUUAUUUUGUGUGCAACGCUUGCGGCGACAGCUUCGCUUUGUGGCCAUCAGCUGGAUACGGAUUUUGUGACGGCGGCGACACCAACAACGCCGAAGUGGAUGCACAUGCACGCGGUGGCCUGGGCAUUGCCCAGGACUUUGGCAUGGCCGGACCGGCCGCUGGUCCGCCGGCACAUAUGUACGGCGCCAUAGCGCAACAGGACAUAAUUGUCCGGGACAUGGUUCAAAUGCCGCCACCGCCACCCUCGAAUGCGCCCACCUCAGCGGAUGCCUGCCUGAGCAUUGUCCAUUCGCUGAUGUGCCAUCGGCAGGGCGGGGAGAGCGAGGGCUUUGCCAAGCGCGCCAUCGAGUCGCUCGUUAAGAAGCUAAAGGAGAAGCGCGACGAAUUGGAUUCGCUGAUAACGGCAAUUACCACUAACGGCGCCCAUCCAAGCAAAUGCGUCACCAUACAGCGCACGCUCGACGGCCGACUGCAGGUUGCCGGUCGCAAGGGCUUCCCUCAUGUGAUCUAUGCGCGCAUCUGGCGCUGGCCAGAUCUGCACAAGAACGAGCUAAAGCAUGUCAAAUACUGCGCCUUUGCUUUCGAUCUCAAGUGCGACUCGGUGUGCGUGAAUCCCUACCACUACGAGCGCGUCGUCUCGCCGGGCAUCGAUCUGUCCGGGCUGAGCCUGCAGUCGGGCCCCAGUCGCCUGGUCAAAGAUGAAUACUCAGCUGGCUCUCUGGUUGGCAGCAUGGACAUUGAUGGCAACGACAUUGGCACCAUACAACAUCAUCCCACGCAGAUGGUCGGCCCGGGUGGCUAUGGCUAUCCGCCACAGGGGCCCGGGCCCGGUGAGUACGUUCCCGAUGCUAAUCAAAUGAGUGCAAUGUUUGCUGCCGGGCGCGCAAUACCAAAAAUUGAGCCAACGGACAGUGCCGGGCCAGUGCGUAGUUCGUGGAUGUUGCGGCAUCCGCCGACGCCGUUGGGCCAGGCUGCCCAGCAGCAACAGCAGCAGCAGCAGCAGGCGGCGUCACAGCAGCAGCAGCCACAAACCCAAUCCCAGCCAGCGCCGCACACUCUUUCCGUACCUCAUGGCAUGCCGGGCAUGGGCGCCAUGAAUCCCGGCCCCGGUCCAGUUAUGGCGCCGCCACCCCCGCCCACACAAGCACAGAGCGCACAAGGCAAUGGCGUGCAUCAUGCCCAGGCCAGCUCACCCACAGAUCCUGCCACGCUGGCCAUGCAGCAACAGCAGCAGCAGCAACCACCGCCGGGUGGCGGGGGACCCAAUGGCCAGAGCGUUGCUAGCAAUUCGAGUGGAGCUGCUGGCAGCGCUGGUCAGUACUAUGGAGCGGGGCCAACAGGCGCUCAAAUGCAGAACGUGGGCAACGAUGUGGGCAAGUUUAGCGGCAACGCCAGCAGCGGCUCGGGACCAGCCACUGUGCAUGCCCAGCAACAGAAUGGCUAUGUGCCGCAGUCAAGCGGUCAGGGUACAGGCGCUAGCAGCUAUGGCUCAACUCAGACGCCGUCCGCACAGCAACAGGCAACAGCCGGUAGCCAGCCCAAUGCUGGUGGCGCUGUACAAGCCAGUGGUGGUGGUGGUGGUGCCGCAGGCACUUGGACCGGACCCAAUACACUUACCUACACACAGUCCAUGCAGCCGCCAGAUCCGCGCUCAUUGUCCGGUAGCUACUGGAACUCGCCGCUGCCCGGCGAUCUGGCCUCGCCGCAGCAGGCGCCUCCACAGCAGCAGCAACAGCAACAACAGCGCCUGCUCUCUCGCCAACCGGCGCCGGAAUAUUGGUGCUCCAUAGCAUAUUUUGAACUGGACACACAGGUGGGCGAGACAUUUAAAGUGCCCUCGGCUAAACCGAACGUCAUCAUAGACGGCUAUGUGGAUCCGUCGGGAGGAAAUCGUUUCUGUCUGGGCGCGCUCAGCAAUGUGCAUCGCACCGAGCAAUCGGAGCGUGCCAGACUGCAUAUAGGCAAGGGUGUGCAAUUGGAUCUGCGCGGCGAGGGUGAUGUCUGGCUGCGCUGCCUUAGCGAUAAUUCGGUGUUCGUACAAAGCUAUUAUCUGGAUCGCGAGGCGGGACGUACGCCGGGCGAUGCAGUGCACAAAAUAUACCCAGCCGCUUGCAUAAAAGUGUUCGACUUGCGUCAGUGCCAUCAGCAGAUGCAUUCGCUGGCCACCAAUGCACAGGCCGCUGCUGCAGCGCAAGCGGCUGCUGUCGCGGGUGUCUCCAACCAACAAAUGGGCGGCGGCGGCAGAAGCAUCACCGCUGCCGCUGGCAUUGGUGUGGAUGAUCUGCGUCGCCUGUGCAUAUUGCGGCUUAGCUUUGUGAAGGGCUGGGGACCUGAUUAUCCGCGUCAAUCCAUUAAAGAGACGCCCUGCUGGAUAGAAGUGCAUUUGCAUCGUGCACUGCAGCUGCUCGACGAGGUGCUGCAUGCUAUGCCCAUCGAUGGAGCCGCUGCCUAAAAAAAUCGCGCUUCCCAAACUGACCAUA